Messenger RNA from Paralichthys olivaceus (Japanese flounder), 2728 nucleotides. RefSeq names its product hyaluronan and proteoglycan link protein 3 (gene hapln3). NCBI's taxonomy places the organism in Eukaryota, Metazoa, Chordata, Actinopteri, Pleuronectiformes, Paralichthyidae. Gene Ontology annotation, biological process: positive regulation of neuroblast proliferation; glial cell differentiation; cell adhesion. Gene Ontology annotation, molecular function: hyaluronic acid binding. Gene Ontology annotation, cellular component: synapse; perineuronal net. The record is from RefSeq and is a predicted model, not a curated record.
CGGUGAACGCGCUGCGGUGAGCAGAGGAUGAGGAGGAGAUGAGCUGUGGACGCGCUGGAUGGACGGACCGCUGCUCCUCUAGGACAACGUCAUGCUGAGUCUACUGCGCCCCCUACUGGUCGCCUGCUUGUACACUCUGCUGCUGCCCGGAGGCCAGGGCAGGAUCCUCAGGUACAACAACGGCUUUCACUACCAGGACAUCAGCAACGGCAACGGCAAUGGAGAGAUCUAUUUCAAUGGGGUUCGUCUCCAUGUGGAAUCCCCGCAGCCUUCAGUGUCAGCCUCCAGGGGGAGCAGUGUCACCCUUCCCUGUCACUACCACUAUGAGCCUGAGAUCGCCACACCACGCAGGACCCGGGUCAAGUGGUCCUGGUUGCCUGCCAACACCAUCACUGCACCUGCUUCCCCCGAAGCCCUCACCAGCGAAACUGAGGUCAUGGUUGCCAUGGGCAGCCGCCACCGCAGCUAUGGCAACUUCCAGGGCCGCGUGCGUCUGAGGCGCUCAGCACCAGGGGACAUGUCUCUUGUGAUCAAUGAGCUGCAGCUCAAUGAUACAGGAAGAUAUCGUUGUGAGGUGAUUGACGGCCUGGAAGAUGAGAGUGUGACUGUGGAGCUGGAGCUGCGAGGUGUGGUGUUUCCCUACUACUCUCAGAAAGGACGCUACCAUUUUAACUUCUUUGGGGCCCAACAAGCUUGCCAGGAUCAGGAUGCCACUCUAGCUACAUUUGAGCAGCUCUUCUUGGCGUGGGAAGAGGGACUAGACUGGUGUAACGCCGGCUGGUUGGCUGAUGGUACAGUGCAGUAUCCAAUCACAGUCCCACGAGAUGGCUGCGGGGGCAUUGACUUAGCUCCUGGUUUGCGUAGCUACGGUCAACGCCAUCGCCUCUUCCACAGCUAUGAUGCUUUCUGCUUCUCCGCCUCUGUCAAGGGAGGUGUAUACUUCUUAAAGCACCUGACCAAGCUUAACUUCACUGAGGCUGUCCAGGCAUGUGCCAUUGAUGGAAGCCAGAUUGCCAAAGUGGGCCAGCUCUACGCCGCCUGGAGGCUGAUGGGGUUUGACCGCUGCGAUGCUGGCUGGUUGGCUGACGGGAGUGUGCGUUAUCCUAUCACAAAACCCCGGGCUAACUGUGGCCCGACUGAACCAGGGGUGCGUAGUUUCGGGUUCCCCCCUCUGUACCUUAAGUUUGGUGUCUACUGUUAUCGGUAGAUGCUCUGACUCAAUAUGAGACACAACAAACCAUUCUUACAGCACACUGGUUUAAAGCUCUGCUCGGGGAGUUAGCAUUUACUAUAGCCUGGAUGCAAAUUAGCAGUUAGCCAGUAUGUUCAUUUCUAAGCUGUUUUAAAGUGAAACCAUUUGGGUUAAUCACUCUCCACCUUUAUUCGACUGAAACUCAUGUCUCAGUAUUGAACUUAAGGUUAACAACUGUUUUUGCACUCGUGCUUUGGCAUGGCCACACUAUAUGGCCAGAAGUAUGUGGACACACACGUGUAAUAGCUGAAUAUCAAAUUCAUAAACUAGAGGCCAUUAAUAGGCUACAGGGAUUUUCUUGCUCCGGUCAAAAGCAUUACUUAGAUUCUGUGAUAAAUCCUAGCUCAAAAUCAGCAUUUCAGUUCAUCCCAAAGGUGUUGGAUGAGACUGAGGUCAGGUUUCUGUGCAGGCAAGUCAAGUCAAACCAUUACUUCGUGAAUCUUUUCUGUACAAGGUGUAUUUUCAUGUCAAAACUGAAAAGGACCUUUCCCAAAUUUUUGCCAUAAGCAACACACUACUGACCAAAUGACGUAUUGUUAGCAUUAAGGUUUCCCUGAAAUCAAUCGAAGAGGACUAAUCUUGACAAAGACAACAGCCCGACAAAAAAUACAGGGACAAGGAUGUCCACAUACUAUUGGCCAUAUAGUCUCAACCACAUGUCUCAACUACUACAACGAUCUGCAGAAACAUGGUUUGCUUUUUGUCUUCAGUUAUUUUGCCUGCGAAUACCCCUCACAGAUCAAAUCAAAUCUUUUUUUUUUUGCAACCAUUUUGAUAUAUGGCUGAACAGCUUUGACUUUUGCAAAUUAGCAGUUAGCCAGUAUAAAUACAAACCAUUUACUUUUCUCAUCCACCAGCACUGACUUUAAUCCACAUAUGAUUGAUUUCACACUCAGGGAAGGUAUUCCAAUAAAAACCACUCUCCAACCACACCUCAGUCCUUCACAUACCCUGUCUUUAUUCAACAAGAACAUUCUCUUGUAUUUUCCAGCUGUGCCCUCCAGAACACUGGAGUCGAACAGUAACACAAUAACACUUUCAACCUUGGUACUACAUCUGCAGACUUUUGGGUUAAGUGCCUCGCCAAAGGGCACCUUUAUGGUCAAGGGAGUGGAGAGUGUCUUUCAUAAUUUUUGUUUCAGAGCUUUAGUCUUGGUCCAUGAUUGCACACUCACUAACUAUAGUUCACCACUCUCUCUGUCUCUGAGUCUGUUCAUCUUAAAUGUUUGCGUAUCUGAGUUCAUAAAGUAUAAUCCAUCUCUUUUUCAUUUUUCUGAGGAUGAUUAAGAGUAGUACUCUGUGAUGAUGAAGUUAUGAGUGUAUUGUUGUAAUAUUUAAACUACCUUGUUUGCAUCCAUUGUGGAAGAAGAAAUAGCAUUGCCUACCAUGCAAGUACCUUUUGGGGUUUUUCAUUAAAUACUGUAUGUCCAGACAUUUGUACUAUUUUCUACAGAUCAAUAAAAACACAGUCUGAAA